Molecule: messenger RNA, 1321 nt
Organism: Culex quinquefasciatus (southern house mosquito)
Lineage: Eukaryota; Metazoa; Arthropoda; Insecta; Diptera; Culicidae
Gene: Arl1
Product: ADP-ribosylation factor-like protein 1
Exons: 5
Coding region: 242-784 (180 amino acids)
Biological process (GO): vesicle-mediated transport; intracellular protein transport
Cellular component (GO): Golgi apparatus; cytoplasm
Molecular function (GO): GTP binding; GTPase activity
Source: RefSeq, a predicted model, not a curated record
UUUGUGCGGAGCUGUCAGAUAGAGCGAAUUUCUUUUCGGUGCGCCGAGUGCGAGUGCAAUUUUCGUCAUUUUCCUGCUGUUUUUGUACCAGAUUUUCCGCCGUUUUUCGUCAUAGUCACGGGUAGUUUUUCCUUUUGCCGGGGUGAGCAUUUAGAGGUGGCCGGAAUCCCGUAACGCGGCAGAGUGGUUUCAAUUUCUCCGGGACAAAACAGGGCAGCAACUAAAAGAGAGAGGAAAAAAUAUGGGAGGACUGUUCAGCUACUUCCGGGGCCUGCUGGGGAACCGCGAGAUGCGGAUCCUGAUCCUGGGGCUGGACGGGGCCGGCAAGACGACGAUCCUGUACCGGCUACAGGUCGGCGAAGUGGUCACCACCAUUCCGACGAUCGGCUUCAACGUCGAGCAGGUCACAUACAAGAACCUCAAGUUCCAGGUGUGGGACCUGGGGGGACAGACCAGCAUAAGACCGUACUGGCGAUGUUAUUACAGCAACACAGACGCUAUCAUCUACGUAGUCGAUUCAGCAGAUAAGGAUAGGAUAGGCAUUUCCAAGGAUGAGCUUUUAUACAUGUUACGGGAGGACGAACUGGCAAGCGCGAUCCUGGUGGUGCUCGCGAACAAACAGGACAUGGAGGGCUGCAUGAGCGUAACCGAGGUGCACCAGGCGCUCGGCCUCGAGGCGCUCAAGAACCGAACGUUCCAAAUCUUCAAAACGUCCGCCACCAAAGGGGAGGGCCUGGACCAGGCCAUGGACUGGCUGGCGAACGCGCUGCAAUCGCGGAAAUAGCUUAUUUCUCUUUGCGCGUUUAUUUGAGUUUUUACCGGCCGAACGGCGUUUGUGAGAGAAUGAUGAUUACAAAGAUUAAAAACUACAACAGAAACAAAGCAAAACAAACAAAACAGCAUAACUGACGAGGUAGUGAAAGCUUUCCUUUCUCGACCCAUUUAAUAUACAGAUUAAAGUAGAUUCUUAACGUGUGGCAACGUGCGCAAAACGGAAGCAUUGAGCAUUACUUUUAUUUGGUUAGAACAUGAAAUUAGAAUUACUUUGCAUCCACCUUCCGAGAAUAAGAAGAAAAAAAAACUGGAAUUUAACACGAUGGUCCACGACUAAGUUUAGUCAAUCUGUAAAAUUAUGAUUUAAAGCAAAAGAAAAAAAACAGAAAACAACAUUUACACAGUCCUUCUUGAGGUUCGUUCAGUUUGCUUGCGCCGAGAGGCAUGCUGCCGUUGAAGGGAAAAGAAGAAGAUGAUGAUUCUUGUCGCAUUAAUUUAAAUUAUCUUAAAAUAAAAGUAAUAUAUACACAAAUAUAUGCAGCGAAAA